Meira miltonrushii is the source of this 1059-nucleotide messenger RNA. RefSeq lists its product as uncharacterized. Lineage: Eukaryota; Fungi; Basidiomycota; Exobasidiomycetes; Exobasidiales; Brachybasidiaceae. The coding region runs from base 1 to 1059 and encodes 352 amino acids. The transcript is spliced from 3 exons. The record is from RefSeq and is a predicted model, not a curated record.
AUGUUGCGACCGCUCCGAUCUUUGCUCCUGUUGCUGUACAUCUGUACAAGCAUUGAAAUAGUCUUGCUUACUAAUCCCUAUCAACAUCGUGAGCAAAGAGUACAUGCAGAUUUCGAUCUGAAUCAGCCCGCAAUUCUCGAAGACGAUGAAAUUCAAGAAGGGAGCGAAAACCAUCACACCUCCCUAAUUCGCGCCGCAGCACCUCAAAGCCCGGCUAAGGAAGCUCUACAAUGUGAACACAACACUCUUUGUGCACAUUGGCCAGAACUUACAAGAGCAGAAAAAACCAAAGUAUACUGGGAUAGAUAUAAAAAGAAGACGCCGAAAGAGACUUUGAAGCUGCAAGCAAAGCUGCGAAACAAGCGAUUCAGAGAAAGGAAAGCUAUACCUCUCAUGGAUAAAAAAAUACAAAAUCGGAUAAGAUACGAAAAUGAUUCAAUUCGAUAUGCUCACUUAACGGAAGAUAGAAAGCUGCUCUCUCAAAAGCGUCCUGUCUCUAAAUCCAAAGCACCCUUCCUUUGGGAUCUCAAUAAAGACCCGCCAGAUGAGGAAAGUAAGGUGGGAAGCUGGUUGAGUGAAGGUCGCGAAAAUGGCUCUAACAAGGAGUCAAUCGUUGAAGCCACAAUUGGGUCCGGUAGAUAUUGGGGCACACGAAAGAGACGUACUGAUCUUAAUCCAGCUCACAGGCUACAAAUUCGGAACCCUCUUGCAGUAAACAAGACAUUAUCAAAGCCUGACCAGGCUGAAAGGCCAUCCAAAUUAACAGCUGAACAAAAACAAAGGUACAGUCUACAAAGAAAGCUUAUUUAUGCGGCAUUACGUCGUGAUGAGAGAAAAGCUAUCAACAUAAAACGUGCUCAACAAGAAAAGGAUCGAGUAGAAAGGAUGAACAUAGAGGAGCGAAAAGCUUAUGUAGCAAGAGAACGAAUUUGGAAAAAACAGAAUAGAGUCAAAUUAGAAAACACAAGAACAGAAGAGCAAAAACAGGAAUAUAAAGCUAAACGAGCGAUAGUGAAUAGGAAAUAUUACCUCUCACGAAAAGCAAAGGAAAAUCAAUAA